This is a messenger RNA of Cannabis sativa, 3588 nucleotides long. RefSeq lists its product as uncharacterized. Gene Ontology annotation, molecular function: RNA-DNA hybrid ribonuclease activity; nucleic acid binding. Lineage: Eukaryota; Viridiplantae; Streptophyta; Magnoliopsida; Rosales; Cannabaceae. The coding region runs from base 1 to 3588 and encodes 1195 amino acids. The transcript is spliced from 6 exons. The record is from RefSeq and is a predicted model, not a curated record.
AUGAAUAUCCUAAGCUGGAAUGCUCGGGGGUUAGGGAACCCGACUGCAUUCCGUCAUUUACGCUUGCUUAUUUCUGAGCAAGCUCCCUGUGUUUUGUUUCUCAUGGAAACUAAGUUACAAUCUGGUAGUAUCUCCAAAUUCCGAAAUAGUUUGCACUUUCCUCAUGGUAUUGAAGUUCCUCGAAUUGGAUUAAGUGGUGGUCUUAUGCUAUUAUGGAAAUCGAAUGUGGAUAUUGCAAUUAAUAAUUACUCUUCCAACCACAUUGAUUGUUUUGUUGAACUUCAUGGUGGACUAUCUUUUCACUUCACUGGUUUUUAUGGUCAUCCCCAAGUCAGCCACCGAGUUCAUACAUGGACCUUACUCAAAAGAUGUUUUGACAUAGCUCCUCUUCAACCAUGGCUUGUUAUGGGUGAUUUCAACGAGGUACUUUCAAAUAAUGAUAAAAUUGGUGGCCCUAUCCGCAAUCAGCAUCAAAUUCAAGCUUUUCAAUCCACCAUUGAUCUCUGUCAUCUCACUCCACUUACUUUUGAAGGAGAACUUUGUACUUGGACAAAUAAGUGUCAAGGUGCUGGGAAUGUCAAGGAAAGGCUAGAUUAUGGGUUUUGUAAUGAAUUUUGGGCAGAUUUUUACCAACCUGUUACAAUUAAGCAUCUCGAUUUUUAUCACUGGGACCACCGUGCCUUAAAAUCUCAAAGACAUUGGUGUGAGGAUUCACCUGAUCAUAUCUUACAGCUUACUAACAAUUUGGCCUCUUGUGCAUCUCAUUUACAAACUUGGCAUCAUCAGAAAUUCGCCAUUUUGGAUGAGCUCCUCUCUCAAGAAGAAGAUUAUUGGCACCAGAGAUCGAGAAUUUCAUGGUUAAAAUCUGGUGAUUCCAACACGAAAUUCUUCCACCAACAUGCCAAUAACAGAAAUUCGAAUAAUCAGAUUAAGAAGCUUGAAGAUCCUGCUGGUGUUACUUGCACCAGUAGCCAGGAGAUGCAGAGAAUCAAGUUUUUUUUAUCUCAGCCGUACACACCAGAAGAAGUUUACCAUGCUUUGAAAUCAAUGUCCGAAGAUAAAAGCCCUGGUUUAGACGGUAUGUCCAUAAUGUUUUACACAAAUUAUUGGUCUGUUGUUGGUCCUCUUGUAUCCUUAGCUGUCCUUGAUGUUCUCAACAAUGGCUAUGAUCCAACUUUGCUUAAUCGAACAUUGAUUACCCUCAUUCCUAAAGUUAAAAAGCCUACCAAGAUUACACAGUACAGACCUAUAAGUCUCUGCAAUGUUCUGUACAAACUUAGUGCUUUUCUAUCACAACGACUUAUCACUGAUAAUGUUCUUGUUGCCUUUGAAGUUCUUCAUUCACUUAAAAAUAGAAAGAGGGGUAACAAAGGUUUUGCGGCCAUGAAACUCGAUAUGAGUAAGGCCUUUGACAGGGUUGAGUGGCAUUUUAUUCAACAAGUCAUGCUCAAAAUGGGGUUUGGAGAUACAAUUGUUCAGCUGAUUUCUCGAUGUGUGCAAAUAGUAUCCUAUUCUUUUCUUUUGAAUGGUGCUGUCCAUGGUAACAUUACUCCUCGGAGGGGAAUUAGACAGGGAGAUCCACUCUCUCCCUAUCUAUUUCUUAUCUGUUCUGAAGGUUUCUCCCGCUUACUUCAAUAUGAAGAGUCCCAAGGUAAUCUAGAAGGCUUGAAAGUAUCAAGAUCUGCACCACCAGUUUCGCACUUACUCUUUGCAGAUGAUAGUAUAUUGUUUUGUCGGGCUUCUAGAUCUUCAGCUACUGCUGUUAGCAGAUGUCUUGACUUGUAUAGUCGUGCUUCAGGCCAAGUAAUCAAUCAUGACAAAUGUGUCCUCUCUUUUUCGCCAAAUACCAGGGGUAAGCAGAAUUUUUUUCAGCAUUUACUUGGUAUGCCUAUUCAACCAUGUCAUGAACGCUAUCUUGGACUUCCUUCUUUUUCGGGACAUGAUAAAAGUCAGCUCUUUAGUGGCAUUACUGACAGAAUAUGGAAGCUUCUCAAUUCUUGGAGGGAACAACUAUUCUCCAUAGGGGGGAAGGAGGUUCCUCUCAAGGCAGUAGUUCAAGCGAUUCCAACUUACGCUAUGAGUUGCUUCCAACUUCCGGCAAAGCUUUGUCAUCAAAUCGAACAACAAAUGGCGAGGUUUUGGUGGGGUUCUUCAGCUUCUGGAAAUUCAAUUCAUUGGAAGAAUUGGAAUUUUCUUUGUAAAGCUAAAGUGCAUGGAGGUAUGGGGUUUCGAAACUUCAUACAUUUCAACCAAGCUUUGCUUGCAAAACAUGCAUGGCGCCUUAUGGAUUCUCCAAACUCUCUACUUAGUGGAAUUCUGCAGCAUAGAUAUUAUGUAAAUGGUGAUCUGUUAAAUGCUGGUUUGGGUAAUACACCCUCUUACACUUGGAGAUCAAUAGUUUGGGGUAAGGAGUUGCUUAAAAAAGGACUGGGAUGGCGAGUAGGAACUGGUUCUAAUAUUCAAUGUAACUCUCAACCAUGGAUUCCUAAUCAUUCAUCUUUUUUGUCACUGGUUUAUAAGGGAGAUGAUGCUAUGACAGUUGCUCAUCUCAUUACUGGUUCUAGACAAUGGAAUUUAGAGGCACUUCAACAAAAUUUCUCACAACCUGACAUUGAUAAUAUACUUUCAAUUCCAUUGAGCCUUUAUCCAUCUGAGGAUAUUCUGAUUUGGCAUUACUCUUCAACAGGCUGCUACACAGUCAAAAGUGGAUAUCAGUUUGAUGCAGACUCUCAAGAUACUACUGCUCCUAGUAGUUCUAGUUCCUCUAAUGAUUGGUGGCAGAAUUUUUGGAGCUUGAAACUACCAUCUAAAGUCCGUAUCUUUGCUUGGAGGGCUUUUCAUGAUGCACUUCCAACUGCUGCAAUUCUGCACUUUAGACACAUUGCAUCAGAUUCCUUGUGUCCAAUCUGUUUGCAUCUGUCUCGAAUCACUUCAAUGCAAGAUUUCAUGGUUCAUGUCUCCUCUGUCCUCUCCCAAGAUUUGUUUGAGCUCUUUAUAACUGUUAUGUGGUGUUUAUGGAGUGAGAGGAAUGCUGAAUACCAUGGCAAAAAGACUAAACUAGUGCAGAUUAUUUAUGAUUAUGUUGUUAAGUAUUUGGCUGACUAUCGCAAGGCUCAAGCACGAACAUCAUCUUUUACACAGCAGCAUCACACCACUACCAGUGCUAAUAUUCCUGCUGCUACAACCAUGACAGAGAAGCCUACCCCAAAAUGGACAGCUCCACCUCCAGGCCAACUUAAAUUGAAUACAGAUGCGGCAAUAAAUAUGUCUUCAAGUUUGAUUGGUUUGGGUGCUAUACUUCGAAACUCUCAUGGAAAGAUAGUUGCUGCAAUGUCUACAUCAGUCAAAGGGCGUUGCAAACCAGAGGAGAUAGAGGCAAUGGCACUAUCCUGGAGCCUCAAAACACUGCUUCAACUUGAACUACCAGUGCAUCUAAUUGAAACUGACUCACUCUUGGUUGUUCAAAAUUUGAAGAAGUCCACUACACAUCUCACAUCUUUUCAUGCUAUUCUUAAUGAUGUACACUUUCUAGUGUCCAAUUUCCCACGAGCACGGUUUGCUAAUAACGAAGCCCAUUUGUUGGUUUAG